UUGUAGAAAGAAGGCAAGUGAAGGAGCUAGGUUAAUAUAGCUAGAAAAAGUAAUGUCUAGCAGUAGAAGAUCAAGUUCAAGAUUCAGUCAAGAUGAGAUUAAUGAUCUCGUCUUGAAACUGCAAUCUCUUUUGCCAAAUUCCUCUUCACGUUGCACGUCGACGGUACCAGCACCAAAGAUAGUAGAGGAGACGUGUAAUUACAUCAGAAUGCUGCACAAUGAGGUGGAUGAUCUCAGUGAGAGGCUUUCCCAAAUACUGGCUUCUGUGGACACAAAUACUGUUGAUCUUCUAGACACUUUAAUAAGUCUUCUUCAACAGUAAAACCAUCAUUCCCCUUCCCCACUACAAGAGCAAAUUUAAAAAGAAAGUAAACCCCAGGGGUAUAGGCAUCUCUCAGUGGUUGUUAAAUAAGAAAUUGUAUUAAUUAGUAGAUCCUUUAUUUUAGUAUUUUAUUUCCAUUUCCUGCUUCACUAGGUUAUAUUCCGUGCGACUCCUUGGUUGGUACUUAGAGUUUUAUACGUGUCGCAAAUAUAUAUAUCUUUAUGUAUUAUGGAUAUAAGUUAUGUUUAAUUGGUGUAUUUGGUUCAUGUUGGUAAUUCUGAAACAA
Molecule: messenger RNA, 608 nt
Organism: Nicotiana tabacum (common tobacco)
Lineage: Eukaryota; Viridiplantae; Streptophyta; Magnoliopsida; Solanales; Solanaceae
Product: transcription factor ILI5-like
Molecular function (GO): protein dimerization activity
Source: RefSeq, a predicted model, not a curated record